Messenger RNA from Naegleria gruberi, 1593 nucleotides. RefSeq lists its product as uncharacterized. NCBI's taxonomy places the organism in Eukaryota, Heterolobosea, Eutetramitea, Acrasida, Naegleriidae. The coding region runs from base 1 to 1593 and encodes 530 amino acids. The record is from RefSeq and is a predicted model, not a curated record. The transcript has a single exon.
AUGCCAGUUCUCCCCAACGAAACUCCUCGCGAAAGACUCAACUCUCCAACCUCAACCAGUGUAACCAUUACUUCACCCAUUCCAUUAUCCGAAACUAAUCAAGGUGAUGAACCUAUUCGAAAGAAAAGUGUCCUAAUUGAUGAUGGCACCAUUACCGUUAUCAACGCUCAAGAAUCCAGAAUUCAAACCCUAAAACGAAAAUAUUCCAUAACUUCUGCAAAAACCAAGACUACCUCCAACACGUCAAAAUCUCAAUCCAUUGUAAAUGUCAAAUCAUGUUGUGGAACUUUUGCUUUCAAUUGCAUGAGAAUUGUCUCUAUAUUGGGAAUGUUCUUGAUUAUUGCUUCAUUUCUUGCCAUUUUCAUAACAACAAUUUAUAACUAUGAUAUUGUAAAGUGGCCACUUGUCGAAAUUUUACAACAUUACGGGAAUUCCUACAAGUAUUACAAUACAAUGAUCAUGACAGAGUAUAUAGCAGUGUAUGGAAGGAAUGAAAGUUAUGCAUUGGAAUAUUAUGCUGCUAAGAAAUCAUUAAUUUCGACCAUGAAUCGAUUAUUUUCAUUGGUGCCAAGUGCUAGUUUGGGAAAUUUGACACGUGACGCGAAUGAAAUACCUCUUUUUAAAUUACAGGAACAGGUUGUGGAAUAUGUAGUGGCGAAGAAUUAUUCAGCUGCAUUGACUGCCUUUUAUAAUCCAACUCAUUACAAUGGAAUGUACACUUUUCUAAAUACAUAUGUGAAUUUUGUGGGUGAUAUCAAGAAUUUGAGUGUAAUUCAGCUAAAUGCGAUGGAAACUGCCACGACAACUGACUUGACAGUUAUUGCAGUUUGUUUAUCAGUGGCAAUUCCAUUGGUUGUCUUGAUUUUUAUUCAUGCUAUUAAGGUUGAACAUGAUUCGGCUAAGAAAUUGGAACAUGCCAAGGCAAUUAUGGUCAUUCAGACAAUUGCAGAUCCAUUUAUGAGACCCUUAUUUGGUGAAUAUUGUAAGGGAGAUUCACUUUCGAAUAGAUUUCACUUUCUUGAACAAGUUCAGAUAUUUAAGGAACAUAAGAAAUCAUUACAUUCGACUAUCAAGUCAAUUCUGGAAGAUAUGAAAAACUUUUCCAAUGAGAGAAAUAACAACAGCAGUUUACUCAAUUGCUCCACUGCUAAUUCACCUUCUCAGGAAGAUGAUGAACAGAGUGAGAUUUUGACAUUUUCCAGUGAUUUAUUGUCACUGAAUUCGUUCAAGUUGAAUGAUAGUGAAGAUAGACAAGCAAUGGAAAUAUAUAAUCAAUUCUUGGAUACUGAACUUGCCAGAAAUCAUGUCAAGUAUUCGAAACAUGAAGAAAUUAAGAAGGAAAUUGAAAGAUAUCAAGUUAAGAUAUCGAUUGGUGACUCUGAAGGUGAUUUGACAAAUAUUUUCGAUGAAGCUCAAAUUCAAAUUGGAAAGAAAUUGAUCAACUGCCAUGAAACGUUCAAGAAUUCAUUGAAUUUCCCAAACCAAUCCAAAUCUGACAUGUUGGAUUCUUUCAGAGUUGAAUAUUUAAAGUUGAUGAAAAAGGUGGAAAAUCCUCAAAAGAAUAGCUUUAGAAAUAUCGAUCAAUUUAAAUAA